Girardinichthys multiradiatus is the source of this 3959-nucleotide messenger RNA. Its product is annotated as activating transcription factor 7 interacting protein. The record is from RefSeq and is a predicted model, not a curated record. NCBI's taxonomy places the organism in Eukaryota, Metazoa, Chordata, Actinopteri, Cyprinodontiformes, Goodeidae. Gene Ontology annotation, biological process: regulation of DNA-templated transcription. The transcript is spliced from 14 exons. Gene Ontology annotation, cellular component: transcription regulator complex; nucleus. Gene Ontology annotation, molecular function: protein binding; transcription coregulator activity. Bases 640 to 3486 code for a protein of 948 amino acids.
UAAUGUGCAGCUCCUCUGCUGUCUGUCCUAGCAGAAGUCGGCUCUGUGUGGCUGUUUCUACCAUACUGCAGCUGGGUUGCUCCAGAUUAAGGUUGCUGCUGAGUCCUGCCGGAUCAGUUACUAGAAACCAACCCGUGACAUCCAGGAGCUUGUUCAUACGUACCUUAGGUACCAGCUUUGGGAUCUCCACAGGGUAGAGAAAGGCUAUAAAGAGGAGAUAAACGGCAGAAAAAAUAGGUCGCGUCUGCUGAUCGACACGGGCGACUUUUCGGCGUUGCCGACCAACCCCCGCUCCCGCCACCGACAACUGACGUCACAGCGCAGCCGUUGGGUUUUUUUUUGAGUGAGGCGUUUGUGCGAAAAGAGGAGGAGUCUAUUUUUUUCCGAGAGAAGCAAAGAGUCGGAGUGGAGUCGUGUGGCAGCACAACACUGAGCUGUGGCUUCAUUUCUGUGCUUGUAGGAACCGGUGUUCUGCAGCUCCAUCCACACUACAUCCAGCUUACAUCAUUCUGCAGAGAAACGGACACAUCAAAGUCCAAACUGAAAAUAACGGAACAUCGCUGGGCAAAAAGACGAGUCGGUAGUUUGCAAAUCUGGUAUUAAAUCCAUGACCGAGGACCCUUUGGUUUGAAGGAAGCAAUGGAAGUUGUUGUGACAGAGGAAAAAAAGAAAAUUUUUCGUGCCAGAAAAACCAUGAAGAUCAGUGAUCGUCUGCAACUGGAAAACCUUCACAGCACUUUAAUGAACUCAGCUCCGGGUCUGUCCAACCCGUCCCCACCACCUCUUGUGAAUGGCACCCAUAAGGACGAUGGGCAAAAGGUGGGCGACAAGGAGCAAAACAGCUCCUCUGACCCAAACUCUCCCCAGGUGGCUUCCCCUGCCACUCCGGGAUCUCUGAGCUCUCCGGCACCAUUCCUGUCCCUAAAUCUAUCGCCCUCCCCUGGCUCCUCCCAAAGUCCCAACCCACAGGAAGAAGUUACGUCUCGGUCGUCGCCACCCCCUUCAGAAUCCCACGAUUCUAAGAAGACGGAGGAUGAGGAGAAGAAAGGUUCUUCACCAUCCCCACUAAAUGAGUCUGUUACACCAGUGUCUGCAGAAUGUAAGGAUCCACAGAAGGCUGAUGUGAUCCCAGUGGAUAAAAUAGAGGAAAAAAAAGGUGCUCCAGAGGAGCCAGUUGUGGACCUGGAGAAGGAUUCUGAUAAACGGUCUCCUGAGCCAUCUUCAAUGUCUGAAUGUAUAGAACCUAUGGAUGCAGAAAACUACUCAUCAGAUACAAUUGACUCUGAGGAAUCCACAUCCACAGUCAAACAUCAAAAGCCUCCUUCCCCCACUGUUGCACCCUCCAGUUCCUUAACGUCUCCCCCAGCAUCUGGUGAGGAUAAACGGCCGGCAGCUGAAAACAAAGCAGAAGACAUUAGGAAAGAGUCAAAUCAGAAGGACAAGAUGGAGAUGCACUCGGUAAAAGUCGAGUUAAAAAAGGAAAGCAAUGCUGGACAAACUAAAGGACCAAGUCGACCAUCAUCCACCCCACCUUGUAACACAGAUCAAGGGCAGAAGAGCUCAAGCUCGGGACUGAAGCGCACUUUAUCAGAAGGAAAUGAAAACGAUGCAGUACCUGUGAAGAGAGAGGGGAAGAGGCCCAAAGUGGAGCACGAAGAGCUGGAGGCCCAACUGGAGGUUAAAAUCACAGCCAAAGCUGGCAGCCAGAAAAAACUGGAAAAGGUCGUCCAACAGCUCGUAAAUGAGCGUCUGAAGAUCUUGGAGCUGACAAUCUUUGAGAAACAUUUCCAAGAGUUAAGGGACAGGGUAGACAAAAUCGACUGUGCCACUAAACACCAAACUGCCAUUAACUCACUCCAAAGUAAGAUCGCUCGACUGGCCAAAAAGUUUGGAGAGGCUAAUCAGAUGUCAGAAAACAAAAGAAAACAGGAGGCGCUCGCUGCUGCUAAUGCUGCCGCCGCUACUGCUGCCAAGAAUGCAACUGUUACAAACAACUCUCAAGCUCAGCGGCCGGUCCGGACCUCUGUUGAAGUAAAGCAGACUCCAGCAGCUGUAUCUUCAUCCAGUACAGCUGUAGUUCCAGUUGCAGCCCCUCUGCCAGUCUCUACUGCAUCCCCGGUUACUGUCUCCGCCCCAGCACCAGUUUCCACCUCCACCACCACCAUAGUCCCACAGGGCUCCAUACUGCAGCUGAUCACCUCCAGCUCUAACGCUGCCUCCACUUUGGCCACUGGCAUCACCACUCAGAGCCAACCUGGCACUCUGGUGCUGAAAACAACAUCUGGGAGCAACAUGAUGGCUGCGGGCCAGCCGCUUGUCAUCCAGCUGCCUCUGUCGGUGAAUGGCCAAGCGGGAACACUCGUCAACUUCCCCGUCUCCUCUUUGGCUGCGGCCACUUCGCUGAACAAGGCCAAAACCACUCCAUCCACCACCACCUUCAUCCUUAAGCCUUCUCCUGCAGCCAAUGCUGGAUCAGUCCCCACCUCUACCGCUACCGCCCUUCCCACUCUGCAGGCCUCCCCGGGUCAGGUGGCAACGACGCAGAUCUCCCUGGCCCGGGCUGUGUAUCAAGGCGGGGCGGGAAGGAUAACCACACCCAAUGCUGGGGUGUCUGUGACCACAGUUAGAGCCCCACCUCAGUCUGUGUCUGUGGCUGGCGCUGUGUCUUCGGCCUCUUCACCUGCAACCUCAGGGCCAGCAGCGACAGGUUCCACUGCACCAGGAACGCCCCAAGGAACAUCUCUCACAUCCAAGACUGACAACCAAGCUUCUGCAGCCACUCCAUCUAAAGCAGCUGCACCUCCAGCACGACCCAAAGGCUCUGUCAUUGAUCUCACAGAGGAUGACGACGAUGUACAAGUGACAGGAGUGAAGAAUGCCCAAGGUGCAACCCCCUCCCCUGCCCCCCGGUCUAACCCAGUCAUCAGCAUUCCCAACACUGCAGGAGCAAGAUCAUCCCCUAAAACCAACCAGAACUCCACAAGCAAUCCCCAGAUAACAGUGCAUCACCGCCCCCCACAGGAAUCCUCAUUGAAACCCCGCACUGUAACCAAUACAACACCAUCCCGCGGCUCCAGCACGGCGCUCCCCCCUCUUCCUGUCGCUCCUGCGCCGCAGCGUUUGCCCCCAGAGGCGGAGCAGACCUCGCCCCCCCAGCAACUCCAGCUGAAGCUGGUGCCGGGUCAGACCGGCAUCGUGCUGUCCUGGAGUGUUGCAGAAACCGAUCGAAGCUGCGCGACUGUGGACAGCUAUCACCUCUAUGCCUUCCACCAGGACAACUCUAGCAGUGGUACGGCUCAGCAGCACUGGAAGAAGAUAGGGGAAGUGAACGCCCUUCCUUUGCCCAUGGCCUGCACGCUGACCCAGUUCCAGUCCGGCUCCACGUACUAUUUUGCUGUUCGAGCCAAAGACAUUUACGGGCGCUUUGGUUCUUUCUGUGAACCUCAAUGCACAAAUGUUAUCAGCUCUAGUUCAAGUUCAAGCUAAACGGUUACAAAAUAAAGACAUUUUUUUGCUUCUGAAACAUGUUUUACUUUUGACUUAUUUUAUGAUUUUUUCUCUCUGUUGUGUUUUAAAAUCUGAAAUAUUGUAUCCUAAACAGAUACAGUAUCUGUAAAUAUGUCAACACAUAAAACUUGGACUCUGAUACAUAAACCAGCGAAGCGCUGGCUUUGUCUGGUUCCCUGUAUGUGAUGUAUUCUUUUGUGACCUAAGCUGUUGUGUAAAUGACCGUAUUCAUUUUUGCCCCUCUAGCAGGUCAGAUAUUUAUGUUCUUCACUCCUGCAAGUCAGACCAAGACUGUUCUUUUUUUUUUUUUUUUUCUCGAUGAUAGGUGACAGGAUUAUUCAUGUAAAAUCGAUUGCACAAAUAUGUAUACUUGUGUGGUAGAAACAGAAUAACUUUUUUAAGUUCUGUCUGGCAACCAGACUUUGAAAAAUGUAAUAAAAUGUUUUAUUAAA